GUAAAUGUGAUUUAAAUACACAAAAAAUAUAUCAAUGUACCCGGAAGUUUUAAUGUACGAAUAUGAAGACAAAUACUGUUCCAGUAGUAAUAUGUUUUUCUAUUUUGUGUAACUAUGGUGGCAUAUAUGCCGUGGUUCCAAUAGGAAAUUUAAGCUGCAGUUUUGAAACAGAUUUUUGUAACUGGAAUACAACAUCCUCAAUUUGGACACGAUAUAAUUAUGAACAUGGACAAAGUGACGAUACAGGCCCCAAGGAUGCAAAACAUGGAGAAUAUUAUAUACACACAACUGAAAUCACACAGGGUGAUAAUGCAGCAAUAACUCGUUUAGAAAGUGAGACAUUUAACACUGCCACAACUUCAAGUAAAAUAUGCUUUAUAUUCUGGUAUCAUAUGUUUGGUAUACAUGUACAGAAUCUUACUGUUACUGUUGGAGGUAGUCAGAAAUUUGAAAAGAUUGGCAACCAAAGUCAAGAAUGGCACUGUGGUGUGAUAGAUGUCACAGAUCAGUCAGGAAAGAUAGUGUUCAAUGCAUACAGAUCUGUACUGCCGUAUUCCGUAAUAGCUCUUGACUAUUUUCAAGUAGUAAAUAGUGAUACAUGCGGUCAAGACAAUUGUGUCAAAUUAGUCGCCUCGAGUACGACAAGACCGGGGACACCUAGUAUUGCAUCACCAACAUCUUCAACAACAGAAAAAGAAUUUACUGCGACAUCUGCGACAUCUGCUUCGGGAGGUGUCAUAGAAUUAUUGCCUAUUGCGAUUGGUGUUCCUUGUGGUGUUUUAAUUGUGGGAGCCAUAAUAGUAGGUGUGUGCAUACACAAAAGAAAACCUUCAAAGAAGUUUGAUGGAAUCAGAAGGACUAUUGGUUCUAAUAAUCCGUAUAACACUACUCCUAGACAGUCGGUAGAUGGUAUAUCUGGUGUUUACGACGACGAAGAAAUUUAUAACGAGAUUAACGAGGACGCUAUGGUAGGCACUGAUAAUGGUGGUUACUUAGAUGCACUUCCGCCCAGCUAUGAUGAAAUAGGUAAUGUCGAGUUACGACAAGACGGUACUGCCGGUUACAUGAACCACAAAUCAGAAAGACCAUCAAGUGAGGAUUAUUUAACACCUAUAUCAGCCCAAAAUAAUCAACCAAUUAGACCCAACAAUGACUAUUUAGAAUCAGGACAAGUCCCUAAUGGACGACCACAAAGUGACGAUUAUCUUAAACCGGGAGUGUUCAUGGGAGAUGAUGUUAAUCUGUAAACAUAAUCAUAGAAAAUAUUAUCCUUUUUUAUGUUUGAAUAUUUAUUCAGAAAUUAAAUGAUGUGUCAUGAGUAUCCUAUAGAAGAGUACUAGACAUUUGCGGAAACUAGGUCUAUAUCUAGGAUUACACUUUAGACUUACGAUUACAGGUAACAAAAACAAGGGGUCAUCUCGAAAUACAAAAACAAACCAACAAUACAGAUACAAAAUAGCAAAUGAUGUCUUCUAUAAAAAAAAAAAAUGUAAGCAACACGUUAAAUUUUACGUGUCCGAAACGCUGUUCUGGAUUUACCAUCAAGACCGCACAAAGCCGAAUAUUUGAAGACAAGGAUUUAUAAGGACCGAAGGUGUAGAUAGAUGUAUGUUAUAUAUAUUAUCAGCAGGAGAAAUAGACUCUCCCCGCGAAACAGGGUACUUUUUAAUGCAAUGGUUACUAUACGAAAACUAGCAAAAAUAUUGUUCAGAUGAUACUCUACUGCACGAUUACAACUUUGUAUCCGCAACUGUUGCGUUGCCGACUUUAAAAAUAUAUUUGUGAUUUUUUUAACAUUCUUCUCGCCUGCUACACUUUUGCAUUCUUUAUCCCUAACAAUCAAUUGAAUAGAUUUGCGUAUAAAUUUUGUGUUUGAAAUGAACAACGUCGAAGUGAGAGAUCACGGGCUGUUCCGGCGGUUGGAACACCCCUUUUCUUGCCGAUCAAUGCUUUUGAAUAGGGACAUAUGGUCGGACACCCCCCCCCUUUUAUCUUGGGUUGGAAUCUCCUUUUGAAAAUGGCUGGAUCGACCCCUGCGUCGUCAGUGCACUCUAUAUAAUAGUACCAGUCUCGGAACAGGGGUUAAAUAAAACUCAUGUUUCGAGCAUACUAGUCCCACCCAUGUUCAUGGGGGGUAAAUAUCGAAACCGCGAAAAAUAAAACGUCCAUUCCCAAGAUCUUUUUAUAAUAAUUGCAUAAAAGAAAAACAACUUGGAACUCGUUUGUCUUUUUUUGCUUGUUGCUGUUGAAAACAUAGAUAGCAAAGUUUUAACUAUUUGAGUACAGCUAUUCUACAUUUCAACUGAGUCUGGCGAACAGUCUAAAAUAUAUUUCCGACACAGAAAAGUUCGUUGAUAACUUUUUUUUGAUUUUUUUUUCUCGAAUAGUUGUGAUUUUUUUCUAUUGAAACCAAAAACGUAGACAAAAGUGUUUGUCCUAUUCAGGAAAAAUAAAAGAUUUCAAAAUUAUACCGAACGGCAAGUGAAAUUUCAUGAAGAAUAAAUAGCUCAAAAACACCCGUCCGCUGAUUUCCUCAUUCUCUUUAAAACAAAAUAAAAGAGAGAAAGUAUGUCUUAGCAUAAAUAUGCUUACAUGCUCCAUGGUUGAUUGCACCUUUCUUACACAAAGUAUUGCUGACUUUUUUUCAGCAAUUGUCACAAUCUAUCUACUGCAACGACAAUUGCGAUAUUUUGUGUGUCUCAUGUUAAAAUUUAUUUUAAAAUAAUGUUAGUUCGUUCUAUCAUACUUCGUACAAUUGCAACAUUUUCUACCUUGGAUAACACAGUAUACAAUAAUUAGUGUUAACACAUUGCUGCAAAUAUAUUAGAAAAAAAAAAUUGUUCAACUACAGAAAAACAUCCCUAUCGUUACAUUGUUUUGGAUCGACGGUUUAUUUUUACACUUUGAGAAAGCCCUAUAUUUAAAUGCUACCUGUAAGUGUAAUUGUAAUCCUAAUCGUAGGUGUAUGACAGUUUCCGCAAAUGUCUAUUAACCUUGUAGGUACUAUAUUUCCAAACAGAUUACAUUUUUUUUUCAUUUCAGCAUUUAAUAUGAAGUAUUUCUUAGGGGACGACCAUUUGAUAUUCGUGGGAUAAGAAUGAAUUUUGCGGAUUUACUACAUCUUCAUAUUCUUAUUUUCACUUUUGUACACAACUGUUAUUUGCAUUGUGUUUCGAAAUAUUCAUUUUCAUCCCUUUAUGCAAGGUUAUCUAUUUGCAGUUCUUACCAAGCCAGAAUAUUCAAUUUCAUAAUCCUCCUGCCCCCUCCUUCCACCUUCAAAACUCAAAUGGUCGCCCCUUUAUAAAUGUUAGGAAGGAAAACUUGUAUUUUAAUGUGUUAAUGUCUUUCCUUACGGAGAAUAUUGGAAUACACACAUUUGUAUGGGACAAGUAAUAAACCGAUAUUAUGACAAAAGACAUGUUGUUUUAUUGACUUCUUUAGAUGAAAGCUAAGCAAAACGUUUUGUGCAAAAUGUUUACAAGUUAUUUUUGCUAAAAAUUUAUUUGCAUUAGGGAGACGAACAUUUGAUUUUUUGAGGUUGGGAAGGAGUAUUUUUGUUUAAACAAUUAUUUCCUGCACAUUGUAUGGUAGAAUAUUUAUUUUCAUCGUAAAAGUAAAAUUAAUAUUUUUUCCUCAUUUCUUGUUUCGUUUUCCUAAAUAAAUCAGUUCAAACUAUGAAACACCAUUAAACAUGUAUUUGUAAUUAAAAAAGGCAAGGAAGAACUAUAUUAUAGUUUGUAAAAUUUUUAUGUUGAUAUUGGAAACAUUAAAACUUGUUCCACAAAAGUGCGAGUGCUAUAUCUACCUCAGGCAAAGUUGACCCAAGAUUAAUAUGACUAUUAUAUUUAGGUCAUUUUUAGUCAUAUAUCUCUUCAACUGUUUCGGUUCUUAUACAUCCUAAGCUUUCAAAUAUUGGCUUUGAGAAGGUAAAUCUCCUCGGACGCAUGAAAAUUAUAAACUGUUGUUUUCAUUUUUUUCUGUAGCCAAAUAUGCAAAAAAUAAAAACAUCAGCGAAACAAAAAGAAAGACCUGGACAGAACUGCCAAUUGUCAAAAGUUAAUUUUAUAAAAUAAAUGCGACAGUAGUUCAUCGAUGUUGAAAUAUCGUAUAUCUAUUAAAAAGAAAAAUCAAGGUUACAAACGAAAACUGAGGGCAUUGCAUGAAUUUAAAAUCUUAUUAAAGAUACCAGGCUUAUAAUUUUUUAUGACAGUUUCGCAUUUCGUCUACAUAGCCAGCUUUCAAUGGCGCUCGAUUCAAAACAGUUAGAGGCCAAAUCAAAGAAGAAAUUGAAGAGAAUUAAAAGCCAAAAAUAUAUGAUAAAGAUGUGUCAAAAUAUGGCCAAGGCAAACCAUGCCUGGGGUAGAGAAACCUAAGUGUUUCUUGGUACAUUACAUGAUCAUAUCAAUGAUACUUCAUGUCAACACAAAAGUGCUGACCACUGAGCUGGUGGUAUAUAAAACCGUUUAUAAAUUGUGUGCUUGAUGUAAAACGAGUGUUUCACUUAUAAAUGAAACUUAUUAUAGUAAACGAAUUGUAGUAUGUUGACUUUUCAAAUAAGAAAAGACAUGAUUUAGUUUUCCCUUUGCUAAUUUUCUAUUUUUUUUAAGCAAUAUUCCAGAAAAAAUUAAAAAUAUCAGUAUUAUACGAUAUCAAAGGGUUAACAUUUCUUUUAAUGAAUGUCUUGGUUUCUGCUUACAAGAUAGCCGCUGAACCAAGGAUUCUUCAUGGCAAAUUGUAAGUCAUCUCCUCGAAGUUUUUACAAGCGCCAACAUGAUUUGGUUGAUUGCUUUGGAAAAUCUGUCUUACUACUGAAAUGUUACAUUUAUGGUAACCACUAUUCAAUCAGCUUUUCCUCUUUCAUAUCCUCACCGAAUGUGAUUCAUACCCUGUCUUUCCUUUCGUUCGUCAGCUUGUCUGAUUAUCUGCCUGUAUGUUCAUGUACCCAUGAAGCGCAAUGACUAUUAACGAAACUACACACUUAUAGAACACUCCCGAUAGAUGUACAUCAAGGCUUAGCAAUAUAAUCCCGAUCAAACAUAUUAAAGUGGAGUUAAUCGAUUAUAUUCUUGGCGGUUGUAUUCAUUGGUGAGUUCACUCACAGUUCUAGUUAAAAUAUGAGUUGCAGACAGAAAGUGACGAUGCAAAACUCAGAAUUAUGAUUUCUUUUUUCAACAAGGAUGCAGGCUACACGAUAAACGUUGAAUUAAUAUUUAUUUAGUAUAUUCCAGUAAUUCAAACAGUGACAAAAACUUAUUACGCAUUCUCAAUCAGAACGCAUAAAGAAUGUUUACACAAAACAUAUUUUUGGUCGUUUAUAAAAAACCAAGGUAUUUCAUUACAUUUUCUAGGUACUGCAGGAUUUUCACAUAAAAGUGAAGUGUCAAUGAUAGGCUGAAUUAGCAUUUAAAACUUGAAGUCCUUGUAAUUCUAUGCCUUUCACCUUACGAUACUUUUCGUAUUUAAAGCUUAUGUAACUGGUUAGUGUAACAAGGAAAUUAUAUUAAAUUUUUAUGUAUAAUAUAUUCAAAGAGGUCAUUUCACAAAAACUGUAGAAGUGUAUAUUUCAAUGUAUGUGGAAUGUUGCAAUAAAUUAUGAUGUGAAUAUAGUAAAAUUCAAAUAAGAAUAUAAAUUCAAGACAUAUACAUAACAUAAAUGCAAUGAAGUACUUAUUUGAUGACAA
This is a messenger RNA of Mytilus californianus (California mussel), 5681 nucleotides long. RefSeq lists its product as uncharacterized. NCBI's taxonomy places the organism in Eukaryota, Metazoa, Mollusca, Bivalvia, Mytilida, Mytilidae. The transcript is spliced from 7 exons. Gene Ontology annotation, cellular component: membrane. The coding region runs from base 63 to 1247 and encodes 394 amino acids. The record is from RefSeq and is a predicted model, not a curated record.